CUGUCAUUCUCCACGAAACAAUUUAUUCACAAUAUGAGUCUAAACCGCAUCGGACCAAUGAGAGCUUAUAGAUGUCUUGUAGCUUUAAAAGGAGGGCAUCACAAUGUCAAUGGGACUCCGGUGGAUUUUAAAAACUUUAGCCACCAGUUGCGAAUUUUUAUUGGUGAACGCGACGCACAAGUUUUCCUUGAACGCCUGCGUGAGCGUUUUGACAACCUACCCAACUUCUAUUUUGAUUACACUGUAUCAAAUGGAAAGUUGUCUUCUGUAUUCUGGUCUGAUGAGAUUUCAAAGCUAAACUACAAAGCUUUUGGCGAUGUCCUCGCGUUUGACGCAACUUACAGCACAAACAGGUACAAGAUGGUUUUUGUGCCAUUCACGGGUGUGGAUCAUCAUUUCCAAUGUGUUACAUUUGGAGCGGGUUUGAUAUCAACCGAGUCCAUUGAAUCUUAUGUGUGGUUGCUUAAGGCUUUCUUGAAGGCACACGGUACUCAACCAACUCUCGUGCUGAGUGAUCAAGACCCAUCCAUGCUACAAGUUGUUCCUAUGGUCUUUACCGAAUCACGACACCGUCUAUGCAUGUGGCAUAUAAUGAAAAAACUACCCUCCAAGAUCUCUGCCGACGUGCUCGAUAACACUGAUCUUCGGUCCUGCAUUCACCGGUUGGUUUGGAAUGUUUAUAUCAAACCUGAAACGUUUGAGUCCCGCUGGAAUGACCUCCUACAAACAUUUGGGCUUCAAGACCACAGCUGGUUGAACGACAUGUACAACAUCAAACAUCUAUGGGUACCAGCCUACUUCAGGGAACUGCCCAUGUGUUGCUUAAUGAAGACCACCUCCCGCUGCGAAAGCUCUAACGCUGCCUUCAAGGUCAACUCAACAAGCGCAAACACCCUUGUACAAUCUAUGAUGUGCUUUGAAAAUAGGGUAGACAGCCAACGAUAUCGUCAACAUGUAUCGGAGUACAAAACCUCAUCCACAAUGUUCACUGGCAAUACUGAUUUAGCGAUAGAACAGCACGCGUUCGCCAUUUACACAAACGCUGUUUUCGCGCAAUUUCAAAAAGAGAUAAUUAAAGGGAAGUUUUUAUGCUACAUCACAAACCAAACCGAGCCCAGCAAUUCGAGUCUUCUGAUAGACGUCACUUAUUUGGAUAAAAGGAACAACAUCACAAACGUCUAUCAGACCAAUCCGCCAGUUGCUCAUGCAGGAAUUUUACACGUAUCGGAUAUCUGUGUCGCCAUGUCUUUUGCGUCUAUUGAUUGA
Messenger RNA from Helianthus annuus (common sunflower), 1266 nucleotides. Its product is annotated as protein FAR1-RELATED SEQUENCE 5-like. Gene Ontology annotation, biological process: regulation of DNA-templated transcription. Lineage: Eukaryota; Viridiplantae; Streptophyta; Magnoliopsida; Asterales; Asteraceae. The transcript is spliced from 4 exons. The coding region runs from base 34 to 1266 and encodes 410 amino acids. The record is from RefSeq and is a predicted model, not a curated record.